CCCCCUACUUUCAGUUGGGUACGCUGCUUUUAGAAACAAAAUCUAGACUAUUUCCUUUCUAUGUGAAUAGUGCUACUAUUUUUCUUUCCAAACAACUGACGCCUUUCACUUCAUGUGGGAUUAAAAAUCUUAAUUUCCCACCUAACCAGCUCCCCAAAAUGUCUGACGAGGAGGAGCAAAUGAGGGCUUUGUGAUGUUUUACUUAGAGACUACGAGCCAGAGCAAAAAGGACCUCUGUUCUCCAUAGAGGAAAUGGGCGUUCUCCUUGGAAAUUUUGGAUGAAGUUAUUGAAAAACAUAAGGGGGGUGUGGUAAGGCUAGAAAAGAGAGGACCAGUGAGAGGGGCACAGAGUCAUAGAGAAACUCCUGAGACUGGAUUCAGAGGAACAGGCAAAACCUGGGGAAAUUGAAAAAUGGCAUGCCUGCUUAUGUUUGUGACCCUGCUGCAUCUUAUCACACUGGCCAUGCUGUUCAUUGGAACCAUGGAGAAGUCCUGGUGGGUGUGGGAUGGCAUGGAGAACUCAGACCUAUGGUACAACUGUAGGUUUGACAACUUCACAGGAGCCUGGUUGUGUGCAUCCUCCAAAAAAACUGAGUGGCUUCAGACAGUGCAGGUCCUGAUGGUUCUCUCAGUAGUCUUCUCUUCCAUUUCCUUCUUGGUGUUCCUGGGUCAGCUGUGCACCAUGUCUAAGGGUAGACUCUUCUGUGUCACUGGGCUAUGUCAAGUCUUUGCAGGUCUGAUGGCCUUUUCUGCAGCGCUCAUCUACACAUUACACCUUAAGGAAAUCCUUCAGGAUUCCAGAGAGCUGACUUCAGGACACUUUGGCUACUGCUUCAUCCUGACUUGGGUGUGUGUCCCUUUGUUGCUGUGUAGUGGUGUCAUAUACGUCUGCCUAUGUAAGAAAGAGUGACCAGAAAAAAGGAAAACAAUAUCAACAAUCUUAUUGUAGAAAAAUAAAUAAAAUGAGCUGAUGCUGCUUAAUAUGCAAUGGUAAUUGUGCAGGUGUCACAGAGUCACAAAUGCCUACGUUAGGAUUUUUACUCAGGCUUGGGUUAAUAUGAUUAUAUUUCUGAAUUGUAUACAUCUUUAUUGGAAGAAUUAUCAGGGAAUAAUUGCUUAUCUCUACACUCAUCCAAUAUAUAUAAUGGUAACCAUCUGUUUUAAGACAUUUUUAAUAGAAAAAGGUUACGUAAUCCCAUGCUUUCUGGGGUUGACCAUUUGGCAAAUACAAAAGCCGCAUUUUGUUUUGUUUUAUUGUGUUGUGGACAUUAUGUGCAUGUUUAUUUUUGUACCCAAUACAUGUAUAUAAUAUAUUUAGUAGCUGCUCAUAAUAAAUACAGCACCACACAGAAAACAUAAUGUGUGCAAGUCCAGUGAAUGUAACCUAUUUCAUCCUGCUUUUUUCAUUUUAUU
Messenger RNA from Monopterus albus (swamp eel), 1413 nucleotides. It is a transcript of the gene emp3b, whose product is annotated as epithelial membrane protein 3b (MAM blood group). Bases 413 to 910 code for a protein of 165 amino acids. The transcript is spliced from 6 exons. Gene Ontology annotation, cellular component: plasma membrane. The record is from RefSeq and is a predicted model, not a curated record. NCBI's taxonomy places the organism in Eukaryota, Metazoa, Chordata, Actinopteri, Synbranchiformes, Synbranchidae.